Acaulospora morrowiae is the source of this 1524-nucleotide messenger RNA. The record is from the annotation of a GenBank genome assembly. Lineage: Eukaryota; Fungi; Glomeromycota; Glomeromycetes; Diversisporales; Acaulosporaceae.
AUGGUUGCCUUUCCGCAGGAAACACUUAUUCAAAUAUUCGAGGAGUUAAUUGACGACUCUCGGAAUUUAAAGUACUGUAGUGCACACGAUUUACUUUCAUAUAUGUUAGUGAACCAUGAAUGGCACCGAGCAGCUUCUCAAAUUUUAUGGAGAGAUCCCUUUAUUUUUAUAAAAGAUAUGAAGCAACAUUCCUCACUCAUUGCGAUUUACUUGCAAUGUUUGCCUGAAGUAAGCAGGGUGCGUAUCGCGAAACGAGGGAUUCAAAUGGAUUCUGUUUCGACAAAGCCGCCAAUUUUUGAUUACCCAGCAAUGUUGAAAAGGCUUGAUUGGGCUAAAAUGUACCUUUCAUUGAGCGCUUGGUUACUCAGUCAAAAAAAGAAUCUCUAUACGAUAAGUGAAGACUCACGCGGUUUUUUAAUGGUCCUUGCGGCUCUUAUGAAAAAUUUUGUCAAUAAAGCUAGUAUAAAGCACCUAAUUAUCAAAGGCAUGGAGGUUGAUCAAAUAGACAAAGUUGGAUUAUUGAUUUUCGCAGAAAACAAAGAUUCAUCAAGCGCCCAAGACUUUUUAAGAAACCUUACUAGCUUACGGCUUACGUCUGACGUUAGGGCAUUUAAACCUGAGACCGCCAAAUCUUUAAUUAGGUUUGCUGACAUUUGUCACAAAAUUGAGGAACUUGUAAUUACUAGUAGCGAUACAUAUGAUCAAGUAUGGGAGGCUGUUAUUAAAGCACAAACAAACUUGCGUAGAUUAUCUGUUCACGGUUACCAUCAUAAGAUGCCACUUACUCAAGAAGCACUGAGGGAUAAUGGUCAAAACCUUACACAUUUGCGUGUUCCCGCAUCUUGCAUUUCGAUGGACGCUUUUGUCAACUGUUCUAACCUUCAAUAUCUGGACGUUACUAAUCAUAAUAUGGAGGACGGAAUGUUACAAUUGCUAAAUUCAAGUUUCCCGAAACUUGAACAUUUCUUCCUUAAUUCGGACAAAAGAGAUGAUCGAUUUCAUUUUUUUUCAAUGGAUCAAGAUCUUCCCCCGACCGACAAAUCGCUUCCUCAUCUUUCAAAAUUCAUCCGAAAUACUUAUGGUUCACUUAAAACAAUUGAUGUUGUGUCUUACGCGCGAGACAUCGACUCCGACGCCCUCCUGGAAUAUAGUUCUGAGGUUGCAAAAUGUUGUCCAGAGUUAUCUUAUUAUCGCGGAUUCUUUGCGAUUACACGCUUGAGCGAUUUAUUCAGACAAUGCCCUCAUCUUAACAGUGUAAUAAUCUUGGACGACUCAUAUGACUUCUGUGAUAUUAGUUCAUCAUUACAAGAGAGCGGGGAGUUUAUUCCAAAAAAUUUAGGAGUUUUGACGAUUCCUCAGCGAUUUAAAUAUUCACCUAAGGCAUUGGAUAGUUUUCUUGAAUCCUGCUUAAAAAAGUCGAUUGAUGGGCUCUCAAUGAGACUUUUUAAUUCUGAUAACUCGCGUUUAGUGAAGAUUAUGAAAAAGUAUAAAAAAAAAUACGUUGUAGAUUCAUACACUGAUUGA